AACCUGCAGAAGACGGAGAGGUGAGCAAACAACCUGGAGUUGCAGCAGUGUCCACAUACCCAGAGGAUUUUUGGUAUCCAUCACUGUCAGUGACAGUUUCCAUUACAGCAGUCACAGAUGGCUGAGCAGGGGAGGAUCGUCAUGCCGGCUGCUGGAGCAAUUGGCAGGAGGGGACAGUUGACCAGCAAUGCAAUCAAACUCCACAAUACUUACGUGGCAUCUUAUGACUCAGGCAGGAUGAGAUUCACUUAUCUCAGACGUCCCAGUGAGACAGGCUUUACAUCAAACCAGAGACCAGCUAUAUAUUAUAGGCCUAGUUUGGACCACAUUGACAACCCUCAGUUUGGACUCUUGUUAUCUGACAGCUUUGUGUCUCAAACUAAACGACACUACCAGCCUCACAUCCACUCUGAUUGUUCUGGGUCUUCAAACAUCGUUAACAAACCCAGACACAGCGGCUUCCAUCAGCUGAGGAUUCAGCCAAAAGCUGCGUCAGUGGAGGAGAAGACAGAAUAUCAAAGUAUUUUUGUGUUCCAUCAUCCUACACCAGCAGUUUCUCAGAACAAUGUGACUGUAGGUCCUAAAGGACGGAUUGGUUUCACUAAGGCAGCAGAGCUUCAGGUUAACACCAGCUUUUUGGGUGAACCUCAUCAGACUCCCAGCACAGUGAUGAAAACUGACUUCAUGCCAUUCUCCCUGCUACAGGGUCCUGAGGCAAAAUCAGGCCUGUGCAGCCGUUCUUGUAGAGAAACAGGAUUUACACGAGGUGACAUCACUCCCUUGGCCCACCCAAGCUCCCUUCUACCAUCACUUUCUACCAAGACUAACACCAAGGCACCAACUGUGUCAACCAUUGGAAAAAAGGAGCCCACAGGACAUGUUCUAAAUGCUCAGAAAAAACAAGUUUUCCCUAAUGCAACUUUUGAUUUCUCAAACUUCACUACGCAUUAUCAAAGCAAUUUCGGCCAUCGAGCUGAUCUGGAAAAGCUGAAAUCAGGUAACUCCUGUGCAGGGAUUGUCAGCUCUAAAAUGGAAAAUGGCUACAAUCGCCGGGACAUGGACAGGUACAUCCUCAGAGACAACACCUUCUCACACCUGUGAUGUUCCCUGAAUUGCAACUUGUAACAAAUAUAUAAAUUGGAGCUUUCUGCAGUCUGACAUAUCCUCAUAAUAAAAUGCUGAAAAUUUCAC
Molecule: messenger RNA, 1191 nt
Organism: Archocentrus centrarchus (flier cichlid)
Lineage: Eukaryota; Metazoa; Chordata; Actinopteri; Cichliformes; Cichlidae
Gene: saxo4
Product: stabilizer of axonemal microtubules 4
Exons: 12
Coding region: 118-1101 (327 amino acids)
Molecular function (GO): phosphatase binding
Source: RefSeq, a predicted model, not a curated record